UGUAUUCGCGCUCAGUUUCGCAGAGUACGUUCAAUCAUACAGGUGGUUUCUGUUCGUGGUGCGAUUAGUUUCUUAGAAGAGAAAACCUAAAAAAAAUAUUGUAAAAUUAAUUUUUAUUUAAAAUAGUAAAGUGUGGCAUAGUUAGGAAAAUAGAAAAUUUAUAAUAGAAUUUCUUUCUCUUUAUUUUUGGAUAGAAAAGAAAAAAAAAAACGAAAAAGUUCUUGUUAUAAAUUUUGCGCAAAUUGUGAAAGUUACAUCUUCUAAAGAGACAAUAUUUUUUUUCAACUCAAUAUUCGUUUUUUAAUUUCAAUUACUCAUUAAAUUUAAUUCUACAAGUUUCUACAAUUUUGAUAUUUAAAUAAAAAUCUAUUUAUAAAUUAAAUGUGCCAAGUAAUACAAAAUUGUGUUAAUAGUGCAUAAAAUAGUGAGGGAGCAAUGAAAUAAAAAAAAAAUCGUAUGAUUGAAGUGAAGAAGUGAAGCUUAUAUAAAAAUAUUUACUGAAGAAGCUAUGUACAUGUAUUAGAUUGGAAGCAACGAUUUUUACGGGAAAGCAAAACUUGUGAAUUUCUGAUAUUCCGCAAUCGAAAACAAAAUAAACCUUAUAGAGUGUAUACACGAAGAGACCAAGGUAUAAAUUUUAGUGCGAAAGAAGUAGAUAUGUUGUUGAAGAAUUACAUAUAUACUCGACUUUGACCCAAUGGACUUUUUUUCCUGUCUUCUCACUUAAUUUUUUGGCAUCAUCCAGCUUAAGAUGAUUGCAUGUUCGAUAUCUUAAUAAAAAUUCCGGUUAUUCGUCCAAAAUGUCUCUUUUGACUUUGCAAUAAGUGUUAAAUUAAUUGAGAAUGAUAUUUAAAUACUGCAGAAUUUUGCACAACUUCCAAUAAUUGUUAUCGUGCUGUUAAAUUUUAUGUGUAUUUAAUAAACACUAACAAUUGCUACUUCCAUCAACACAUAGACAUAUUGAUUAAUUUAGUGUUAUAGGGAAAGGAAUUGCAAAAAAAAGUUGAAGGUGUGUGAAAUAAUAUUUUGGUGUUAAUUAAAAUAUAUAAUAAAUAAAAGUGAAGAUGACACAAAUGAAUCAUCCCUUCAAAAAUCGUUCGCUGCUGGAUAAAGUGCCAAAAGAUAAAAUUAAGGAUGUGGAUGAUCUAUAUGAAUGGAUGAAACAGCAACCGAGAUUUCCCGCAUACACGAAGGAUCAUGCUUAUUUAUUCCUUCAUGCGUGCCUUUGGGUGAUGGAUGAUGCCAAACGUGCCCUGCAGAAAUAUUGCCAAAUCCGAGCAUCAUCAACAGACAUAUUUGAGAAUCGGGAUGUGGAAGACAAAGCCAUACAAAGUGUCUUCGAUAUAACACAUAUGGCAUCGAUGCCAAUAAAGACGCGAGAAGGCUACAAAGUGAUAUACUACCGAUUGGCAGAUACUGAUCCAGCAAAAGUGCACUUUGGAAAUGCUGUAAAGGCAUUCUGUAUGUUCAAUGACGUACAAAUAAGUGAGGAUGGUAUUGUGGAAGGGUAUAUGGUGGUGUUUGAUAUGAAGGGACUCAAAUUGGGCCACCUCACCAAAAUACAAUUAGGACCGUUGAGAACAUUUAUGCAGUACAUCCAGGAAGCUCAUCCGGUGCGCUUGAAGAAGAUAUAUGUGAUUCACACAGCUAGCUUCAUCAAUCAAAUAAUGGCGAUAGUAAAGCCACUCAUCAAAUCUGAACUUCUCAGUUUGUUGCAUUUCACACCAAGAGGACCGGCUGACAUAUUUCCUCUAUCACUCCUGCCUGAGGAUUAUGGUGGUCCCCUCAAUACACUGGACCAUUACCACAAAGAUCAAAGGCGUCAGAUUGAGGCUGAGUAUCGAGAUUGGUUGAUGGACACUUCACAUUUGAAAGAGAAGCCGAAGGAGAAGAAGAGCACAUCGAGUGACAAUAAUAAUAAAGUGAAUAAUGUGAGACAACCACCUGUGAAAGCUUUCAGAGCACUCGAAAUUGACUGAUGGCUGGCUUUUGUUGCGCUCCUGUAUUUCGUCGCGUAAAGCCAAGAGUGGAAUUUAUUUCACAGAAAUAAUAAUAAUAAAAAAAGAAGCAUAAAAUAACAAACACACAGUCAGACACCCACAUGACACAAAUUUAAUUGAAUUCUGUGGAGAUGUUCAGUGAUAGUCAUCGAAUUUUGUGUGUAUAUAUAUGUAAUGUUUCCAACUAAUAAUAAUGCCCGCAUUUUAUGUUCAUCCGCAAUUAUUCUCGUACCCUUUGGCGUAAAAAUAAUUAUCAAAAAAAAAAAAACGGCAACGUGGAAAGAGAUUAAUUGUUGGAUUUCCAAAGGCAUAUUACCAACUACAUGGAGCGCAGUCAACAUUUAAAACCAUUUUUUAAACGUAACACUACCAGUGGAAAAAAGUGUGUAAAAAUUACCCCAUGGAGAAGAGGAGAUUGUCUAUAAUUGCUAAAUUAAAUGGUUUCGGAUAAGUAUCAAUUGAAUGAUUGUAGUGAGAUUUUUUUAUUGUACAUAAUUUAAUGUGAAAUAAAAUAUAGAUUUUGCCACUUUUAUCGCUGAGAA
Molecule: messenger RNA, 2542 nt
Organism: Phlebotomus papatasi
Lineage: Eukaryota; Metazoa; Arthropoda; Insecta; Diptera; Psychodidae
Exons: 5
Coding region: 1065-1979 (304 amino acids)
Cellular component (GO): membrane
Molecular function (GO): phosphatidylinositol bisphosphate binding
Source: RefSeq, a predicted model, not a curated record